AAUGGAAAAAAGUCAAAGUAACAUUGACCAAACUCGUCGAUUAAUUAUAUUAUCUUUUUGGGUUGUAAUAUUAAUCGGCAUCCCUUUAUGGUGGAAAACAACCGAGGUUUAUCGUGCUCAGCUACCAUUUACAGAAAUAGAAGAAUGGUCUAACUGGGAGACACUCGGUAUAGACUUUCCAAUUCACUUUACAUUAUAUGUUGCCGAAGUGGAGGAUAGUGUUAAUAAUUUCGGGAAUCUUUCCGCGCGUCUGGAAAAAUCGAUUAUGUCGAAAUAUGAUUCUAUCAACUCAAUAAGCGGUGAAAAUAGUUCUUUAAAAUCGAUUCGAUUUCCGAUUAAAUGCGAAAUGGUGAAGUGGGAUGGAUGGAAAGAUGCCCUCAAAGAAAGAUUUGAUCCUGAAAUUUUGAAUUUUGAAAGUAGGAAUGGACAAUAUGCUUUUUAUAUAUUACCUGGGAGCAGUGUGAAUACGAAGGUUUUGGUGGGAAAUCAAAGACAAGCGAUUAUAGAGGUUAAGAAUUGGAAUAUUGAAAUUGAUAGCAUGAGAACAAUGAAAUAUUCACCGAUGUAUCAAGUAACAUUUAGCCUUAUGAACGGUGAUCCAUCAAGUUUGCUUGUAGACUGGGAUAUUGAACGGGCU
Messenger RNA from Acaulospora morrowiae, 637 nucleotides. Lineage: Eukaryota; Fungi; Glomeromycota; Glomeromycetes; Diversisporales; Acaulosporaceae. The record is from the annotation of a GenBank genome assembly.